UGUCGAUCAACUAGCAGUCACUGUAUGCGGCUCUUUCCGUAUAGUCACGCGGGACGCGAAUCAACUACCCAUCGCACGGGAAUGUGAACCGUGGCUGUGUGUUCACCCCCCACCCCUUCAUCCGUGUCUGCAUCCGUCUCUGUUUGUUUGUGUGUGUUCUCGCCGGUGCUCUCUUGAUUCGGUAACCGGGGGAUGAUGGCGGACCCGGCGGAGUGCACCAUUAAAGUAAUGUGCCGCUUCAGGCCCUUGAACAGCUCGGAGGUGACGAGAGGGGACAAAUACGUCGCCAAAUUUCAGGGCCUUGACAACGUCGUGGUCGGGGGUAAGCCAUAUAUGUUUGACAGAGUUUUCCAGUCAAACACAACUCAGGAGCAAGUGUACAAUGCCUGUGCUCAAGAAAUCGUCAAAGAUGUGCUUGGAGGAUAUAAUGGAACCAUUUUUGCCUAUGGUCAGACAUCCUCGGGCAAAACACACACAAUGGAAGGAAAUCUCCAUGACACUGAUGCAAUGGGAAUCAUUCCCAGAAUAGUGCAGGACAUCUUUAACUACAUUUACUCUAUGGAUGAAAAUCUGGAGUUCCACAUUAAAGUGUCAUAUUUCGAGAUUUAUCUAGAUAAGAUUCGAGACCUGUUGGAUGUUUCAAAGACUAAUUUAUCUGUACAUGAAGAUAAAAACAGGGUUCCUUAUGUCAAGGGUUGCACAGAGCGAUUUGUUUGCAGUCCAGAGGAAGUUAUGGACACCAUUGAUGAGGGCAAAUCCAACAGACAUGUAGCAGUGACAAAUAUGAAUGAACACAGCUCAAGGAGUCACAGUAUCUUCCUGAUCAAUGUAAAGCAGGAAAACACACAGACAGAACAGAAGCUCAGUGGGAAGCUCUACCUGGUCGAUCUGGCAGGCAGCGAGAAGGUCAGUAAAACUGGAGCUGAAGGUGCAGUACUAGAUGAAGCCAAAAACAUCAACAAGUCUCUAUCAUCACUGGGCAACGUGAUAUCCGCCUUAGCCGAGGGCUCGACGUACAUUCCAUACAGAGACAGUAAGAUGACCAGGAUCUUGCAGGAUUCUCUGGGGGGUAACUGCAGGACUACCAUUGUCAUCUGCUGUUCUCCCUCCUCAUACAAUGAGUCUGAGUCCAAAUCCACACUCAUGUUCGGACAGCGGGCGAAGACUAUCAAGAACACAGUGAGUGUGAAUGUUGAGCUGACAGCAGAGCAAUGGAAGAAGAAAUACGAGAGAGAGAAGGAGAGAAACAAGAAUCACCGAAACACCAUCACAUGGCUUGAGAAUGAACUCAACCGCUGGAGAAAUGGAGAGAGAGUACCUGCUGAGGAACAGUAUGAUAAGGAGAAGAUGAAUGCUGAAGUGUUGGCAAUGGAUAACACAAUUAAUAACGAUAAAUUUGCAUCCACACCAAGUUUGACGCCCAUGCCAGGGAUGCUUAGUGCAGGAAAAGAAAAAUGUGAGGUUGAACUUGCCAAAAUGUACAAGCAGCUGGACGACAAGGAUGAAGAGAUUAAUCAGCAGUCUCAGCUGGUGGAGAAGCUGAAGCAGCAGAUGUUGGACCAGGAGGAGCUGCUGGCCUCAUCACGGCGAGACCAUGAUAACCUGCAGGUAGAACUGACUCGUCUGCAGAUGGAAAACGAGGCAUCCAAAGAGGAAGUGAAGGAGGUGCUCCAGGCUCUGGAGGAACUUGCUGUCAACUACGAUCAAAAGAGUCAAGAGGUGGAGGACAAGUCUAAGGACUUUGAAGCCCUAAGCGAAGAACUUAACCAGAAAUCUAGUAUCCUGGCAUCUAUAGACUCAGAGCUGCAGAAACUGAAGGUAAUGGCUAAUCAUCAGAAGAAAAGGGUGACUGAUAUGAUGUCAUCACUGCUCAAGGACCUGACGGAGAUUGGUAUUGCAGUGGGCAACAAUGACAUCAAGCAGCAUGAGGGCAGUGGUAUUAUAGAUGAAGAGUUCACUGUGGCUAGACUCUAUAUCAGUAAGAUGAAGUCAGAAGUGAAAACGAUGGUUAAACGCUGCAAGCAGCUUGAAAACACACAGUCCGAGAGCAACAAGAAGAUGGAUGAAAAUGAUAAGGAGCUCGCUGCAUGCCAGUUACGCAUUUCUCAGCACGAAGCGAAAAUUAAAUCUCUGACAGAGUAUCUGCAGAAUGUAGAGCAGAAGAAGAGACAGCUGGAAGAGGACGUGGACUCACUCAGUGAGGAGCUGGUCAAAAUCAAUGCAGAGGAGAAAGUUCAUGCAAUGGAGAAAGAGAGUGAGAUUCAGAGUGCCAAUGAGAUCAAGAAGCAAAUCCAGAGUCACAGAGAAGCUCAUCAGAAACAGAUCAGCAGCCUGAGAGAUGAGCUGGAAACCAAAGAGAAACUCAUCACUGAUCUACAGGAUCUGAAUCAGAAGAUCAUGUUGGAGCAGGAGCGUUUAAGGGUGGAACAUGAGAAACUCAAAUCCACUGACCAGGAGAAGAGCCGCAAACUAAACGAGCUCACUAUGAUGCAGGACCUCAGGGAACAGGCAAGACAGGAUUUGAAAGGCUUAGAGGAGACUGUGGCCAAGGAGCUGCAGACUCUGCACAACCUUAGAAAGUUGUUUGUUCAGGAUCUGGCAACUCGUGUUAAAAAGAGUGCAGAGAUGGACUCUGAUGAAACAGGUGGCAGUGCUGUUCAAAAGAAGAAGAUCUCUUUUCUGGAGAACAAUCUAGAACAACUCACCAAGGUUCAUAAACAGCUGGUGCGUGAUAACGCUGACCUGCGCUGUGAGCUUCCUAAAAUGGAGAAGCGCCUUCGGGCGACAGCGGAGCGUGUGAAAGCUCUGGAGUCAGCACUCAAAGAGGCCAAAGAGAACACGGCCCGCGACCGCAAACGUUACCAGCUAGAAGUCGACCGCAUCAAAGAGGCUGUGAGAGCCAAGAACAUGGCCCGUAGAGGACAUUCCGCACAGAUAGCUAAACCCAUCAGGCCUGGACAGCAUUCUGUAGCUUCUCCAACUCACCCUAACGUGCUACGCGGUGGAGGUGGCAUUCUCCUCCAGCACAUCCAACCAAUGCCCUUCAGAGGAGGCGGAGCCAAGUUGGAGAAGAGCUGAAGAUGAGUUUCCCUCAUUACCAAUGAUGCAGAAUGCAAGAAAUCUUCAUGGAAACCCAUCAUUCCAUUAGCAUAAAUCCCUCCUGCUGGCGCACAUGGGAGGACUUCUGAAUUUAAGUAUUCAUGGUUGUACAGUUGCACUCCCCAUCUGUAAUAUUUACUUUCUAAAGCAAAUUAUUUUAUGAAUAUUGCACUCUUACACACACACACUCCAAUUAUAGUUUGAGGAAAUCAAGAAAUAAACUUUAGCAAUGUGAAUAAUUGAGAGCCGAGAACCCUGUGCAAUCAUCUCUAAUCAAUGACAAGGUGUCACUUUUCUGUUCUUCUAUGCAUCUGCUCCUCAUUAAAACAAUGCACUUCAGAGUUAUCUUGGGAGCAAAUAAAAGAGGACAAACUGCUUCUGCACAUCUCUAACCUGUAAACUCACCAAGCUCAGUUACAACUACUGCCUGAAAUCCGUGCACCUUGCACCUAGCUCAACUUUAUAGGGGUCAGUGUCUUGACUGCAACAAGCUUAAAUUGAAAAAAGAAAAAAAACAUGACUGUGUUCAUGAAUUGCAUUGCCUCUUAUUACUACAGCUCAGAUAUUUCUAUAUGAAGCACUUCGAACAGGCUCAAACAUCAGGGAUUUAAUCCGUAAAUGACUGUGAAUGAAAUUCAGAUUUGAAACCUGGUUUUUACUUUGUAAAAUGACUAAUAGAUCUCUAAAGGGAAAGGUGAAGAAGAUUCUAGACAUGAGUUACCAAAGCUUGCAUAGUAGGCUAAUGCUUUCAGUAUUUAACUAAAUGUAUGGUUGCAAAGGGUAAUGGUUUCUUUGGUGGGGCGGCUGUGGCUCAGUUGGUAGAGAGAGUCGGCCACUAAUCGCAGGGUUGGUGGUUUGAAUCCAUUGAAAAAUGAGAAGCAGUGUAAAGCGCUUUGAAUACCGUUAAGGCUUAAAAAGGUGCUAUAUAAGUGCAGACCAUUUACCUUUUCUUCACAAAAAAUAAAAUUACUAUUGAAGGAUUGAAGGUCUUGUUCUGCUUUUCUCAAGUACAUACACAAUUUUUUUGAGGAGUCAUUCAUAUUUAUAUUUCAGAUUCCUGAUGUAGUAUUUGGUGUUCCUUCUCUCAUUUUAUAUAUAUAUUUGGUCUCCAUAGACAUGUUUACUGAACAAGUCAAAAGCUUGGUUAGUUGACAAUUGAAGAAGUCAUCAUAUGACAUCACUACCUACCUGCUCUGCCUCUGUUACUGAUCAAGCAAUCAGUUUAGCAGAAUAUUUGGUAUAAGCCAGCUUAGGCUUCAUACCUAAUGACUCCAUUUGUCAGUAUGUUUGAGGCAGCAUUGCUGGAAAAAAUCUAUAACUUGAAUUUAAGUGUGUGGAUGGGCAUCUUGGGCAUCUUGACUAUUUGAGGGCAACCAAACCAGAAUUUCUUUUUUUAAUUUUCUUUUUUGCAAGGGUGGAUAAAUAAAUAAAUAAAUCUAUUUUAUAUAUAUUAUAUAAUUUAUUUUUAAGACAUUAUUACUCCUGAUAUUGCUAAAGAAAGUGUUUGAUUUGUGGAAUACAGGACAUGUCAACCUUCUGCAUCAUUUUCAAAUGUACUGCUUUCUGGGUGUUUUAUACCUUUUAGCAAAGUCACAAGGACCAUUUAAAUAUUCUGUGUUAUUAGCCCAAGAUUUUUCCCUUUUUACUGCAUGAAGGAUAAUAAAUGAUGUUCUUGGGGAAUGCCUUGCAUACAAUGAAAACCUAAAAUAAAUAGCUAUGUUUUUUUAUUACUGUGUAAUAGUAACUCCAUGACUGAGUUCCACCGAAGGACAAAAGCACUGGAUCAUUCCAGGAGAUCAGAGGUGUUAUUGGAAGAUUCUGGUUUAAGGAAAUAAGUGAGGGAAAUACAUUUAUUGAUGACACUUUGUAUGGAUGGACUGCAUGAAAUGUGUGAUUAAAUCAUUAUUCUGAAACGUGAUGUCUUUCUCCUUUUCUUUUUUUUUUUUAAAUAAAAAAAAUAAAA
Messenger RNA from Xyrauchen texanus (razorback sucker), 5062 nucleotides. RefSeq names its product kinesin-1 heavy chain-like. The record is from RefSeq and is a predicted model, not a curated record. Gene Ontology annotation, molecular function: microtubule motor activity; ATP binding; microtubule binding. The coding region runs from base 193 to 3078 and encodes 961 amino acids. Lineage: Eukaryota; Metazoa; Chordata; Actinopteri; Cypriniformes; Catostomidae. Gene Ontology annotation, biological process: microtubule-based movement. The transcript is spliced from 26 exons.